Molecule: messenger RNA, 825 nt
Organism: Phaeodactylum tricornutum CCAP 1055/1
Lineage: Eukaryota; Bacillariophyta; Bacillariophyceae; Surirellales; Neidiaceae
Exons: 1
Coding region: 100-717 (205 amino acids)
Source: RefSeq, a predicted model, not a curated record
AAAAAAGUAUCCUACACUUUUGGAUAGUUUAUCUCCCCACGACCACGUAAAGAAUCGCAUACAGCGUCUACAAGAUCAGCGUCUAUAGCUCACGCAACUAUGGCGACGGUGGCUCCCACGGACAGAAGUAGCCUGAGCACCAAGGAACAUUCUGUGCAUUUUUCGUCUUUCCGGUACGAAGCCGAAUUGCCUUCUACACGCAAAAAUGAACAACGACCAUCUUACAAGAUUCAAGUAUUUCGAGUCGAGGAUUAUGACAACGUAACGCAUGAUUGGAAAUGCGGAAAAAUCUUUCAGCAAACGAAAAUUCGAGCUAUUUUGGGCAUCGUGCGGGAGGAACUUAUGGACCAAGCGUACAAGACGCACCGCCGGAGACUUUCUGGACAAGAUGAAACUUGGGAUCCUGAGGGGCUGGUUUUGUCAACGAUCGACCGCCCAUUUACUUCCAAGAUGCUUUUCAGCGUUGCGGACGCUACUUCCAUCGAUCCAAAAAGUACAGCAAUCUUACGGGGGAUGUGGUUUUCUAAAGUCUACAGGGGAGACUACGAACGAGAAUUCAAAAAAUGGACCAAAGAUGCGCUAGAGUACGUCCGAAGCAACUUCUCAAAAGUUGCUUCAACGACGAAAGAUUUCUACGUGUUUUAUCCUAGCACUUUGGAGAAAGAAAAGUGUGACCAGCUUCCAGUGGUGGUCUUCUUUAUGAAAAUCUCAGAUUGAAACAUCAAUAACCCCCCGAGGAGAGAAAGUCCUUCUUUGUAUACUUACACGCUACUCUUUAUCAUCCGAUAACAAACCCCUGUCAGCACUUACAUUAGUAUUUUCUUU